GGUGAGGCGGCCGGGCGGCGCGGCCAUGGGCACCCUGGGCAAGGCGCGAGAGGCUCCGCGGAAACCUCUCCAUGGCGCCCGAGCUGCCCCCAAAGCGCGACUAGAGGCGAAGCCCGCCUCCCUGCCCGGCCACCCCGGCCUGGCCCAGGUCACGCAGCUGGGGAUGAUGGUGCCCCUGGGGCCCCCGGCCAGAGGGGCCAGCCUGGAGGACCUGCUGGACGGCUGCAUCCAGGCCUUCGACGCCGAGGGGAACCUGUGCCGCAGCCAGCAGCUGGUGCCCGUGGUGCUGGCCAUGCACCGCGUCCUCAUCUCCUCGGCCGAGCUGCUCCAGAAGGUCAUGGCCCGCUACAAAGAGGCCCUGGCGAAGGACUCCCGGGGGCUCUGCCUGAAGAUCUGCUACUUUGUGAGGUACUGGAUCACCGAAUUCUGGACCAUGUUUAAAAUGGACGGCCUGACAGACACCAUGGAGAAGUUCCAGGAGCUGGUGAAGGCUGCCGGCGAGGACGCGCACAGCCGCCUCCUGGACACCACUCAGAUCACCGCGCGGGACUGGUCCCGGAAGCUGACGCAGAGGAUCAAGUCCAACACCAGCAAGAAGCGCAAGGUCUCCCUGCUCUUCGACCACCUGGAGCCGGCAGAGCUGUCCGAGCACCUCACCUACCUGGAGUUCAAGUCCUUCCGGAGGAUCUCGUUCUCUGACUACCAGAGCUACCUGGCGAGCCGCUGCGUGAAGGAGAGCCCCACCAUGGAGCGCUCCGUGGCCCUGUGCAACGGCGUCUCCCAGUGGGUGCAGCUCAUGGUGCUCAGCCGCCCCACCCCGCAGCUGCGGGCCCAGGUCUUCGUCAAGUUCAUCCAGGUGGCUCAGAAGCUGCACCAGCUGCAGAACUUCAACACGCUCAUGGCGGUGAUCGGCGGGCUGUGCCACAGCGCCAUCUCCAGGCUCAAGGAGACCAGCGCGCACGUCCCCCACGAGAUCAACAAGGUUCUGGGGGAGAUGACGGAGCUGCUGUCCUCCUGCAGAAACUACGACAACUACCGGCGUGCCUACGGCGAGUGCUCCCGCUUCAAGAUCCCCAUCCUGGGGGUGCACCUGAAGGACCUCAUCUCCCUGCACGAGGCCAUGCCCGACUACCUGGAGGACGGCAAGGUGAACGUGCCCAAGCUGCUGGCGCUCUACCACCACAUCAGCGAGCUGGUGCAGCUGCAGGAGGCCGCCCCGCCGCUCGAGGCCAACAAGGACCUGGUGCACCUGCUCACGCUGUCCCUGGACCUCUACUACACGGAAGACGAGAUCUACGAGCUUUCCUACGCUCGCGAGCCCAGGAACCACAAGGCGCCGCCGCUGACGCCUUCCAAGCCGCCGGUGGUGGUGGACUGGGCCUCUGGCGUGGCCCCCAAGCCGGACCCGAAGACCAUCAGCAAGCACGUGCAGAGGAUGGUGGACUCUGUCUUCAAGAACUACGACCACGACCAGGACGGCUACAUCUCCCAGGAGGAGUUUGAGAAGAUCGCUGCGAGCUUCCCCUUCUCCUUCUGUGUGAUGGAUGGCGACCGGGAAGGCCUGGUCAGCAGGGCGGAGAUCACGGCCUACUUCAUGAGGGCCAGCUCCAUCUACUCCAAGCUGGGCCUGGGCUUCCCGCACAACUUCCAGGAGACCACCUACCUGAAGCCCACCUUCUGCGACAACUGCGCGGGAUUUCUCUGGGGUGUGAUCAAGCAGGGGUACCGAUGUAAAGACUGAAUGAACUGCCACAAGCAGUGCAAGGAUCUGGUGGUGUUCGAGUGCAAGAAACGAGCCAAGAACCCAGCAGCUCUCACAGAAAACAGCUCCUGGGCAGGGCCCCCGUCCAGCCUUUACCCGCUCGGAGCCAAGCACCCGCCGCACGCCCCCGAGGAAGGCGCGCUGGCAUUCCACGGCGAGCCGGGCGAGGACAGCAAGGACCGCACCAUCAUGCUCAUGGGCGUGUCCUCCCAGAAGAUCUCCGUGCGCCUCAAGAGGGCCGUGGCCCACAAGACCACCCAGACCGACGCCCUGCCCUGGCUGGGCAGCAAGGGCUCUCCGGGGCACUCGGUGCUCUCGUCCCCACGGAAGUCGGCCCAGGACGCCCUCUGUGUGCCCCCCAGCCCCCCAUCUCCAUGCCCCAGCCCGGUUCUGGUCCGAAAGCGGGCGUUUGUCAAGUGGGAGAACAAGGAGUCCUUCCUGAAGUCAAAAGAGGAGCUCCGGCACCUCCGACUCCCAACACACCAAGAGCUGCAACAGGAAAUAAAUACCCUGAAAGCAGAUAACGAGGCCCUCAAGGUUCAACUGAAAUUCGCACAGAAGAAAAUCGAAUCCCUCCGGCUGGAAAAGAGCAAUCACGUCUUGGCAGACAUGGAGCCGGGAGACUGCCCCCUAGCCCACAGAAAAGCAGGGAGGAGCACCCUGACAUCUUGGCUCCGGGACUCAUUCGCAGAUCCAAGGCAAUGACGUUUACCAAAGCAGCGGCCACUACUGUUUGCGUGUUAAUGUCAGGCUUCCUAGGUGCCCCACAGAGCGCAGGAAGGCUGCGGAAUGCAAAGCCUGUGGCAUUCACAAGGCAGCUCUUUUCUAGAAUGAACAGCCAGCGUGCUGACACAUGAUGGCAGUUCUCUGGGAAGGUAACAUCUCAGGUGGCCAUUCUCCCUUAGACCCGCAACCUUUGGAAAAUGAGUCUGCUUUCUCCUUGGGUCUUCUGAAAACUGAGGGGUUCCCUUUGUUCCACCCAAAGGCCUGCUUUCAAGAGAAAACCACCACCCAUAUUCCCCAGAGUGACUUCUACAGGCCAGCAUUCCUUGUGGAUCUGGUCCUGACCUCACUACCUCAGAUCUAACCAGUCAGCCUCUCCCCUCCCUCCCCCCUCCCCCUCCCCCUCCCAGGCUCUUAUGUCCCCCAUGAAGGGAGCUUCUAGAACUCAGCGGAGCGGCUGCAGCCUGCUCACCAUGACAUGACCCCCCCCGCAAACCCACUCACACUUCUGGCCUUAAAGUCCUCCCAGAAUGACACGCAGUGGCACUGCCAGGAACAGCAGCCCCGUGUCCUACACGAUGGCUAGCUGGCUAAACCAGCACAAACACGCUAGCCCAUGCAUUCCGCACUAAGAGUUAGGGCUGUACGGCCUUAUUCAAGAAACAGUCCGUGAAGAACAGUUAACGCUUCAUGGUCUACCUUUUUUUUUUAAGUAAGUUAAAGUUUCUUUGAACUGGAUUUGUGCAAAAACUGUCUUCACUGUUACUUAGAAAUAAGCUAAUAGGAUCAACAUCUUAAAUAGCUGACAGCAUGUACCUACGUGUAUCACGUGUAUAUACGCUAGCAGGCAUGCAUGUGGCUUGUGAACAACGUUUAGUCACUUGCACAAGUUAAGUCUAGACUGCCGUUUCUUGCAAGAUGGAGAAAGUGCUUACAACGCAGACGAUGCUGUUCUGUGAAGCCCCAAGUACCGUCCUAUGAAUCUUCCAUUAGGAAAGUGAAUGAUAAAUGGGUUCCUUUAGUUGCCCGGGCAACUAUUCACAACUGUUGUUGGCCUCUUUCGUUCUCUCCAGAACCGGUGUCUGAUUGUCUGGGGGAGGGGGGCUUCGCGUCCCCGAUCCUAAGCUCCGGUGACGCUGACUCACAAAGGCUGACGCCUGCUAAGAACAGCAUCUCAACCGAGUCCCGGACCGAGCGCCAGCAGCGCGGCGUGGCUGCCUGGAGGCUUCGGGCGCGGGCCGCUGAGGUCCCACCCCACCUCCCGCUCGCUCGCUCGCGCUGGGCACCGGGGACAGAGCUGGCUGCCGGCUGAGUUUUCAGAGUCACUGUCCACACAGACUCAGACUUUCCAAACCCAAAUGCAGAAGCCCCCGGUCCAGUCAGGGGGGCCGCUGGGGCUCCCUGUGCUCCGCGCGCUGGGUCCGAUGCUGCCGUGUCCGUGUGGAGGGGAAGGGCCCACGGCCUGGGGCGCGCAGGAGCUGGCCAGGUUCUAUGGCGCGGAGGCCAACAGUGCGCCCGGCCACGGGAAAGUGAGUGAGUGAACCUGUCAGCGGCAGCUUCCGGAGCCUGCCACCGCCCCCGCCACGGCUCCCUCCGCCUGUCAUCCCCGCUGCUCACGAGGCUGAGACCUGAGGACGGCGGUUCAAAGCCAGCCCA
Molecule: messenger RNA, 4141 nt
Organism: Perognathus longimembris pacificus (Pacific pocket mouse)
Lineage: Eukaryota; Metazoa; Chordata; Mammalia; Rodentia; Heteromyidae
Gene: Rasgrp1
Product: RAS guanyl releasing protein 1
Biological process (GO): positive regulation of GTPase activity; Ras protein signal transduction
Cellular component (GO): plasma membrane
Molecular function (GO): guanyl-nucleotide exchange factor activity; calcium ion binding
Source: RefSeq, a predicted model, not a curated record